CUGACGGUCUCUGGUGAACUGAACGCCGAGCUAGCUAGCUCCUCAAGAAAACUAACAUGUCAGACAAGAAACAGACGGUGGAUUUGGGGUUGCUAGAGGAGGACGACGAAUUUGAAGAAUUCCCUGCAGAGAAUUGGACGGGACUGGACGAGGAUGAGGAUGCUCAUGUUUGGGAAGAUAACUGGGAUGAUGACAAUGUAGAAGAUGAUUUUUCAAACCAACUCAGAGCUGAACUUGAGAAACAUGGAUACAAAAUGGAGACCUCAUAACAUGAAGCUGUUGUCUGCAAGGAGUAAAUUGAUUUUGGGAUUGAAACAUUGUCCAUACUGUCCAGUUUGCAAGUGUCGCCUGGCUUUGCCUUUCAAAAAAAUGUCAACAUACUAGUUUUCUUUAGGAGGAUGAUGUUGCAGUAUUUUUUCAUUUUACAGCCUUUACAAAAAAAAACAAAACAAAACCCUUGUAUUAAUAAUUUGUGUUAAUAGACAUUAAAGAGAUUUACCAUGUA
Chanos chanos (milkfish) is the source of this 505-nucleotide messenger RNA. It is a transcript of the gene sem1, whose product is annotated as SEM1 26S proteasome subunit. The transcript is spliced from 3 exons. Lineage: Eukaryota; Metazoa; Chordata; Actinopteri; Gonorynchiformes; Chanidae. Gene Ontology annotation, biological process: double-strand break repair via homologous recombination; mRNA export from nucleus; proteasome assembly. Bases 57 to 269 code for a protein of 70 amino acids. The record is from RefSeq and is a predicted model, not a curated record. Gene Ontology annotation, cellular component: proteasome regulatory particle, lid subcomplex; proteasome complex.